Messenger RNA from Bombina bombina (fire-bellied toad), 1609 nucleotides. RefSeq lists its product as uncharacterized. NCBI's taxonomy places the organism in Eukaryota, Metazoa, Chordata, Amphibia, Anura, Bombinatoridae. Gene Ontology annotation, cellular component: membrane. The transcript is spliced from 2 exons. The record is from RefSeq and is a predicted model, not a curated record. Gene Ontology annotation, molecular function: transmembrane signaling receptor activity. Gene Ontology annotation, biological process: toll-like receptor signaling pathway; inflammatory response; immune response. Bases 264 to 1487 code for a protein of 407 amino acids.
UUUUCUGCACAGCACAGACUUUUCUGUAGUUAGCAGGUAGUUACAUCUUUGCUAUUUGCAGUUCUUUUCUGGAUUUAAAACACAAUAGGAGAAGAUAUUUAUAUACCGUAAUUGCUGACCUACAACAGAAACUUAAAUCACCAACAGAAGAAAGGAAAUCUAUAAGUUUCAUGUUCCAUUAAAGGUCAGACUACGUAUUCAAAUGAACACUGAAGACACAACUUUGUGCUGUCUUUAAAAUCAAUAUUUUGUAGGCUGUUAACAUGGAAGCCAUGGCAAACUCUCCAAGCCCUCUGGAACCCCCCAUCCCUGCUUUGUUGAAGGAUGACAAGUACCAUUUGUUUAUUAGCUGCAGCAGUGGAGAUUCUAUCUGGGUCUACGGUCUUAUUCGUAAAUUAGAAGAUACCUUCCCUAUCCUGAAGAUCUGUUAUCACGAAAGGGACUUUCUCCCAGGGAAGACCAUCAUAGACAAUAUGGUUGAGAGCAUACAAAGCAGCCAAAAAAUCCUGAUGGUUUUGAGCCCAGAUUUUGUACGCAGUCGCUGGUGCCUCUUUGAAGCUAAUCUCUCCUUCUUCCGAGAUUGUAUGGGACACAAAGCCAUCAUUCCCAUCAUGCUCAGGCCAUGCCCAAUGCCCCUUCAUCUCAGUCACUUGACUUACCUGGAGGCAGAAGAUGAACAGUUCUUUGACAAACUGUGCCAGGUCAUUUUGACUGCUAAUGAUCAAAUGAUUCAUUGUAGCUUGGUUCAUUAUCAGUCGCCUUUGUUGUACAGUGGAAAGGCAAUUCUCACUCUGAAUCCUGUCAAUGAAGACAGAGAACCUUGGCAGCUUGCAGUUUUCUCCAAUUCUGUCCCUGACUCACUGAGAGUAUUUGUGGAUGAUGAUGACCUUUAUAAGGAAGCUGUUGAUAUAGUUAACAGUGCAACAAUUUCCUUUUCUUGCCUACGAUUUAUGGCCUGUAAAGUGUUUCUUUGUAUUAUCUUAAUUUUAAUAACAGGUUUUUGUAUUGUUUUUUUUAUUGCAGGUACUAUAAAUGAACCACCUUUAAGAGAAGAUUUAAUGGCAUUAUUACUUUUACCAGUUGCUCUGACUGGAGUGAUCUUAAUGCCAACUUUAUUCAUUAAAGUUGUACGUUGGAAUAAAGUUAAUGUUAGGAAAAUUACAAAGCAGAUGGUCCUGAAGACAGGAGAGGCAAACCUCAUCUUGAUGAAGACCUCUCUCUUGGCUGGGUACUCUGUCACAGCUCAGUUGUUCUUUGUCUAUGUCUCCUUACAGCAAUGCAGAGAGACAUUUGAGAUAACCUUUGGCAGUGACAGUGUCUUGGCUACAAAGAUGUGGAGAAAAGCCAUUGUUAAUUACUCUUCGGAUUACACCUGUUGUUUGGCCAAGAAACAUUUUCCUUUAAAUUGUGUUGACUCCCCUGGACACCAGGAAGGGUGUGUAUGCUUCUGUCAGUAUGUAACUACACAGUUAAAAUCAGGGUAUUGACCCAUAGUAAAUGUAUAUAUGAUAUAUGAGCAAAUUAAGUGUUAUAAUUGGUAUGGAUGCAUUAUAUUUACUGUUUAAUUUAAGAAAAACAAUUCAUUGGAAAAUAAAAACAAUUCAUCAUC